AUGGGAGAGGGCAAAUUUCAUGCUGACUACUCGAAUUUUGGCAAAACUCUGAAAAGGGAAGCGUUGGAACUCGUGAGAAUGUCUUUUGAGGCUCUCGCUGAGGACUCUAGGUAUUGGGUCCUGAAUUUGUCUAAUGCAGCAUCAUUACUUUGGCACGCGUAUCAUUCGCUUGAAAUUCCCGUCAAUUGGGCUGGCUUCUAUGUGGUGGACAAAAACGUCUCCAAAGAUUUGGUUUUAGGGCCAUUUCAAGGAAAGGUUGCUUGUCAAUCAAUUCAGAUUGGGAAAGGCGUCUGUGGUGUCGCGGCACUGGAGAAGACCACUCAAUGCGUGCCCGAUGUGGAGCAAUUCCCGCGUCACAUAGCCUGCGAUGGGGAAACAAAAAGUGAAAUAGUUGUGCCGAUCGUGAAAGAUUCGCAAGUUAUUGCUGUUUUGGAUAUCGACUGUUUGGAAAAAGCUGCAUUUGACCAAGAUGAUGCCGAGCUUCUAGAAGCUUUGGCAGUUGCAAUCUCAAAAUCGCUGGAUUGGCCUCAGUAA
Messenger RNA from Candidozyma duobushaemuli, 534 nucleotides. RefSeq names its product L-methionine (R)-S-oxide reductase. Lineage: Eukaryota; Fungi; Ascomycota; Pichiomycetes; Serinales; Metschnikowiaceae. Bases 1 to 534 code for a protein of 177 amino acids. The record is from RefSeq and is a predicted model, not a curated record. The transcript has a single exon. Gene Ontology annotation, molecular function: L-methionine (R)-S-oxide reductase activity; protein binding. Gene Ontology annotation, cellular component: cytosol.